AUGGCUUCCAACUCUUGUGUAGCUUCUCACAAUAUCACGAGCCUCAAGCACCAGAGGUCGCUUUCAACCUCUUCCUGUAUUCCGUGGUUUGCUGUGCUCAGCAUUGAAUGUCUGGCCAUAGUCAUCCUCAACAUCACCACCAUUAUUGUAUUUGUGAAGCAGCGCCAGCUACAGAGGAAGAGUACAUACUUGAUUAUCCACCUUGCCAUAGCUGAUUUGUUAGUCGGGGCCAUAUCAGGGCCGAUGCAGGUUUAUGCAAUCAUGGCUGAGUGUUACGGGAAGAUUUGGGAUAUAACGUUUUCAAGAAUAAGUUUAGCAAUACGUCCCUUUUUCCCCUUUGCAUCCCUUGUCAAUCUUGCGUUCAUUUCGCUGGAACGAGUACACGCAACAUAUCGCCCUUUUAAGCAUCGUUUAAUCAAGAAAUGGGUGUAUGGACUAGUUAUAGCUUUUAUAUAUUUAUCAACAAUAUGCAAAGGUACAAUAGAAAUAGUAACCGAUUGGCCAUUAAACGUAAUUUGGGUUUAUUGUUCUUAUUUCAUUCUUCUGGUUCUCGUGUGCCUAUGUUACAUUUCCAUUUAUAUCAAAGUUCGUUGUAGUCAUCAACAUCAACUUCAUGGUGCAGCCGGCCUGAGGGAAAGAAAACUGACGAGUACAUCGUUUCUUGUCACCUCUGCGUCAUUAUUAACUUUUCUACCACUUACUAUUUGGGAAAGUAUGAUUUUCCUUCAUGUCAUGUCCAUUCCAAACUGGUCCACUUAUCUGCAAAUUGGUGGCACUAUACUAACAUUAUUCUUGGCCAACUCGCUAAUAAAUCCUAUUCUUUAUGCAGUGCGGAUGCCAGAAUUUAGGGUAGGUAUAUCAAAGUUGAUAUACCGUAGGACGCCCCAAGACCAUCGAAAUCCGGUCGAAUAUCCACUUCGCAAUCUUUAG
Molecule: messenger RNA, 930 nt
Organism: Pocillopora verrucosa
Lineage: Eukaryota; Metazoa; Cnidaria; Anthozoa; Scleractinia; Pocilloporidae
Product: histamine H2 receptor-like
Biological process (GO): G protein-coupled receptor signaling pathway
Cellular component (GO): plasma membrane
Molecular function (GO): G protein-coupled receptor activity
Source: RefSeq, a predicted model, not a curated record